This is a messenger RNA of Dissoconium aciculare CBS 342.82, 933 nucleotides long. Its product is annotated as acid phosphatase. The coding region runs from base 1 to 933 and encodes 310 amino acids. Gene Ontology annotation, molecular function: nucleotidase activity. The record is from RefSeq and is a predicted model, not a curated record. Lineage: Eukaryota; Fungi; Ascomycota; Dothideomycetes; Mycosphaerellales; Dissoconiaceae. The transcript has 3 exons.
AUGGUGAACUCAAACCUCACCAAGCUGGCACUCUACGUCCUCUCCAUCGCCGCCGCGCCCGCACAAGCCAUCAAUGUCGUGCAGAGCAACGACGACGGAUGGGCGGAGAUCAACAUCCGUCAGCAAUACUACAGUCUGACCGACGCCGGCUUCAACUCUUUCAUCUCGGCGCCCGCGGUCGACAGGAGCGGAACCGGGUCGUCCGAUGCUCCGCCCACGACGGUCGGGAGCAAUGGGUGCGAGUUCGGAUCUUGUCCCGCGGGGAGCCCUGCGGUGGGCAAGAAUGAGAGCAUGCCGCGGUUCAAUUAUGUCAAUUCCUACCCCGUGACAGCAAUGCGCUACGGCAUCCAACAUCUCGCAUCGACCUUCUUCGGCAACGGGAUCAAACCCGACAUCGCCGUCUCCGGCUUCAACGUCGGCGCCAACCUCGGCGUCGUCACGCAAUUCUCCGGCACCGUCGGCGCGGCCUGCGAGGCCGUGAGACUGGGCGUCCCGGCCAUCGCAUUCUCCGGCUCGACGGGCACGCAGACGGCGUGGAACGCGUCGGUCGAGGGCUACGUGCAGACGUACGCCACGCUGGCGACGACGGUGACGAGAUACCUCACGGCCGGAGAGAAGCCGUAUCUACCACGGAACGUCUGGUUGAACGUCAAUUUCCCACCGUCGAACAGCACCACCUGCAGAGUCCCCCUCGAAUACCAAUUCGUCCUUUCCCGCAUCCACGACGCCGUCCCGCGGAUCACGCCGAGCGACGUCGUCACCUGCAACAACAAGGGCCGACUCCCCACCGAGACCGAAGUCAUCAACACGCCCGGCUGCUACGCUUCUAUCAGCGUGGGUUCGGCGGAUACGAAAUUGGACGCCUGCGCCGCCGAGCAGGAGUUUGUUUUGGGCAGGUUGGGGGUCAUUCUGGGAUGUCUUCCGUCGAAAUGA